Messenger RNA from Coniophora puteana RWD-64-598 SS2, 1667 nucleotides. RefSeq lists its product as uncharacterized. The coding region runs from base 56 to 1435 and encodes 459 amino acids. The transcript is spliced from 2 exons. The record is from RefSeq and is a predicted model, not a curated record. NCBI's taxonomy places the organism in Eukaryota, Fungi, Basidiomycota, Agaricomycetes, Boletales, Coniophoraceae.
AUCUCUCCCCAGACGAAUCACCCACAGAAUCACCUCGCCCUCGUACAUACCAAGGAUGUCCGUCUCCCUCCCUCCUGAACUCUGGCUCCGCAUCUUCAGCGAGGCUACAGCAACUCCAGGCCUACUCGACAGUGAUUCGGAGUUCACCUCAGAUCUGCCCAUUGCCUGGGUUCGUCAACAAGAGCGUCGAACGAUCAAAGAUUCUUUACAAACGAAACGAGCCCUGGUACUGGUUUGCAAAGACUGGAACUCACUCGCUAGCGAGUUCCUCUACCAGAGCAUCCUCAUCACCCGCGUCGAUGCCCUUCGCCCGCUACUCAAGAGCCUCAAAGCCUCCGCCAUGCGCUCCUCCACCACAUCCACACCGACCUCCUCGGACCCCGACAGCUCCACUCCGACACAGGAGUCCAACGCCCACUCCGUGCCGCACGGCUUUUGGACCCGCCGACUGGACGUGACGAUCCAAGAGGACCGGUGUGAGGCCGCACACUACGACUUGCUCGCGCAAGUGAUCGGCCAUCUACGGAGCCUCGCCGUCUUCACGCUCGCCGUGCCCAUGCUUCCCUUCAAUGAUGUAUGGAUCCGCCACGUGCCGGUCGCCGUGCUCGACGCGCUCGUCCGCACCUCCGCGGACUCGCUCAGGGUUUUUGACUGCGCGGAGAGCAUCCUGCGCCCGAGCAGGAAUGACCUCAUGCUCCUCCUCUCCGCCACGCGCAACCUGCGCGUCCUUCGGUGUCCCAUCUGCUCCCCUACCCCGGGAGACAAAUACGCCGCCUCGCGCGCCGAAGUGCCCCUGAUGCCCUCGCUCGAGUCCCUCUCGCUCAUGUCCGUCUUCGUGAACGACUACCUCCCCCGCUCUCUCCCUUCCUCUCCGUCCCCCUCUUCUUCCUCUUCACCGUCCGCAACCCCCGCCCCGGUCCCCGAGCCCCGCCGCACCCCGUACCCCAUGCUCCGGCAGCUCAGCUACGACUCCAUCCCGCCCCCCUUCUACGACACCCGGUGGAACACCUUCCUCUCGCAGCACUGCGCCAACAUCACCUCCGUGCGCAUCGACUUCUCCCUCCCCGCCUACUCUCUACAGCGCGAAUUCGACCUGCUCGAGGAGCACUGUCCGCGCCUGUCCAAGAUCGCGAUCACGUUCGUCACGUGGGAGACGAUGAAGCCGAACUUUGUGUUGCCGGGGACGGUGAGGGAGCUCGCGCUGUGCUGCAAGGUGCAGGUGCCGCCGCCCGCGCAUGUGCGCGCUUUGUUGCUGGCGUUGAAGAGUCUGCGGGGCGGGAAGCUGGAGAUGGUCAGGUUGUGUUGUGGAGUUUUUGUUAGGGAGUUGAGAGAGAAUCAUGGGGAGAAGUUGAGGGAGGCGGGUGAGGUACUGAAGAAGAGAGGGGGCGCGUUCAGGGUGGAGGACGAGGAGGGCGGGCUGCUCAUUCCGCUCUAAACUCGUGUCGCGCAUAAAAUUGCAAGGCAUCCGGUGCUCGUAUCUCAUUUGUUUUCCUUCUGCUCAGGCUCUUAUUCUUGUUGUUUUGGUUGUUGCGCUCAACUUGUGGUCAUCUGUAUUUCUAGCCCCUUCCUGUAUUACUAUCUGCCUCCCCGUCCGUUCAUCGCACAAAACACGACUCGAUGCCCCCCUUUGGCAAUGUACUGCUUGCGCAAUGAUCAUCAUUGCACGC